CCACCACACAAAAUAUCAGAGAAACACGUUGACAACCACACCCAAUUAUUAGCGUCAUAGCCUCAUAGGCAUAGUUACAAAGCUUCCAUGAAGGUUUAUAAUCAUUGAUCAAUAGAAAGCACCUCCAUCUUCCCCUCAGUACAAGCUUCCGUAUAAUCCAUAAUCCAUGGCUGAGGCAGCUCCCAAGAACCGCCACCCAAAAACCUCCACCACCAACCCUGUUACCAACAAGAAGGAAACCACAAACAUUCUCCUGGGACGGUUCGAGCUAGGGAAGCUCCUCGGCCAUGGAACCUUCGCCAAAGUCCACCAUGCCCGGAACAUCAAAACCGGCGAAGGCGUCGCCAUAAAGAUCAUCAACAAAGAGAAGAUUCUCAAGAGUGGCCUAGUCUCACAUAUCAAGCGAGAGAUCUCCAUCCUCCGCCGUGUCCGCCACCCAAACAUUGUGGAGCUCUUCGAAGUCAUGGCGACCAAGACCAAGAUCUACUUCGUGAUGGAGUUCGUCCGCGGCGGCGAGCUCUUCAAGAAGGUUGCCAAAGGAAGACUUAAGGAAGAAGUCGCCAGAAAAUACUUCCAGCAGUUAAUCUGCGCGGUGGAGUUUUGCCACAGCAGAGGAGUUUUCCACCGUGAUUUGAAGCCUGAGAAUUUGUUGUUAGACUUGGAUGGAAACCUUAAGGUUGCUGACUUUGGACUCUCUGCGGUGUCUGAUCAAAUCAGGCAAGAUGGGUUGUUUCACACGUUUUGUGGGACACCUGCUUAUGUUGCUCCUGAGGUUCUUGGUAGAAAAGGCUAUGAUGGUGCUAAGGUUGAUAUUUGGUCUUGUGGGAUUGUUCUGUUUGUGUUAAUGGCUGGUUAUUUGCCAUUUCAUGAUCUUAAUGUCAUGGCAAUGUACAAGAAGAUUUACAAGGGUGAAUUUCGUUGUCCUAGGUGGUUUUCCCCUGAACUCACCAAGCUUCUUAUUAGGCUUCUUGAUACAAACCCUGAAACCAGAAUUUCAAUUCCUGAGAUUAUGAUGAAUCCCUGGUUCAAGGAAGAUUUCAAGCAAAUCAAAUUCUAUGUGGAGGAUGAUAAAGUUUGUAGCAUUGAUCAUGAUGAUGAGGGAUUGCCAUUGUUUAAUUCAGAGUUCUCAGUUUCAGAAUCUGACUCUGAGCUUGAGAGUAUUAGAAGGAGGACGAGUCACAAUAGUGCUAGUGGUUCUUCAUUGCCAAGACCUGCGAGUUUGAAUGCAUUUGACAUAAUUUCAUUUUCUCAAGGGUUUGAUCUUUCUGGGUUGUUUGAGGAAAAGGAAGAUAAGGCGAGGAUUGUUACCAGCGCUUCAGUGUCGAAGAUUAUAUCGAAAUUGGAGGAAAUUGCUGAGCUUGUUAGAUUUACAGUGAGGAAGAGAGAUUGCAGGGUGAGCUUGGAGGGUUCUAGAGAAGGGGUGAAGGGGAAAUUGACAAUUGCUGUGGAGGUUUUUGAGCUGACACAUUCGUUGGUGGUGGUGGAGGUGAAGAGAAAAGCAGGGGAUAAAACAGAGUAUGAGGAGUUUCUUAACUCUGAAUUGAACCCUGCAUUGCAGGGUUUGAUGAUGGAGGAAACUGCAACUUCUAGUUCAUUUCAUUCUGCACCUGCUGAACCUGAACCUUCUCAACAACGCUCACUUUCUGAUUCUGCUAUUGACAUACCUUCAGAUGCUGAAUCUUUGCAGUGAAAUACCUGAAAAAAAUGAUAGAGAAUAAGAGACAAGAGUAUCACAUUCUUUUUUUGUUCUGUUUUUUCUAUUUGUAGAAUCUCUAUGGGGUUUCUAUUUCUAUCUUUCUUUUGUUUUUCACCUAGGACUGUUCUGUUUUUUCUAAUAGAUGCAAUUGUCCUUCUAUGAUCCAAAUGCUGUAAGAAGAAGACUAAUUUAAUUAAAAUGGAAUAAAUUUGCACACAUGUCUUGGCACAUUGCUGUGUUACUAUUUUUUACAUA
Molecule: messenger RNA, 1951 nt
Organism: Lotus japonicus
Lineage: Eukaryota; Viridiplantae; Streptophyta; Magnoliopsida; Fabales; Fabaceae
Product: CBL-interacting serine/threonine-protein kinase 12-like
Exons: 1
Coding region: 167-1690 (507 amino acids)
Biological process (GO): protein phosphorylation; signal transduction
Molecular function (GO): protein kinase activity; ATP binding
Source: RefSeq, a predicted model, not a curated record